CUAUGUGCAGGGAAGGAGAGGAACAGUACAUCUCGAUAUGUCGUCUUUACCGUUGCCGUUCUUCUAACUGUUACUUUUGUGCUACUAAUCAUAGCCUCCACAGGCAUCUAUAUAAGAGCGAAGAUGGCUAGGAAGAACGUCGGAGUCGUUACGGGGACAAUGCCUGGUGAGGGGAAUGGGGAACUAUUGACAAUGCGUAGCCCCGUCAGUAUGGCUCCUAGCCAACCAAAGAAGAACAAGGACAGAGGUUCAUUUUUGUUUGCUUGUUUUGCAUGCCGUACAGAGUCUAUGACCAUUGGUAGCCAGCACAAGGUUAGCCAAGCCACUGGAACGAGUCAAUAUAGUUCAAAGCUACAGGAGGCACUGGACAAGUUCGAUACAGGUUACAAUGACAGUCAGCCAGUGUCUCAUUUCUACUGUUUCGACGGCUACCUGGAGAAAUUCCUACGGUUCACCAUCCCUAGGGAAGGCGUCCCUUUGCUGGAGAAGCUCCGCAGCCAUUAUGGUGACUUCACAGCUGAGUGUAGGCUAGGAAACAUGGCUGGGAGCAUGCUGCUAAAGCUUCUAUCUGCUGUACUUCUGGAUAUUCGUCGCGUGCCCUUGAAGGACUUGGAUAUUACUCGUGUUUGCGAAUGGCGCGAUGCACUGAAGGAAGUUCUCGCAGCUGGCUUUGACGUGGGAUUUCUACUUGGUCAUAUCCGCCCCAUGAUUGUGGAGUUUCACAACCGUCCAUCAGAGCUGGAGCUUGCGGAGUUGGAGGCCACAAUUACGAAGAAAGAAGCUGAACUGUUGGAGCUAAGGGCCAGGAAGGACAGACUUGCUGCCGCCUGUUCUUUUGGAGUUGGAUCUUGUUUUGACCAUAUACUUAUUUAGUGUUUCUGACUAGGUGAAACUUUACACAAUUUUCUGGUUUUAUUUGUUUUUUGGGACUGUUUGAUUAAGGAGUUUCGUGAGUAAGAAUUUAUAUUUGGUUAUUGUAUGUAUAUUAGGACGAAUGUUAUUUGUUUGGCAGUUAUGCAAAAGUAAAUAUUAGUUGAAAAUAUAUCAUUUGAUUCAUGC
Messenger RNA from Juglans microcarpa x Juglans regia, 1059 nucleotides. RefSeq lists its product as uncharacterized. The record is from RefSeq and is a predicted model, not a curated record. The transcript is spliced from 2 exons. The coding region runs from base 124 to 873 and encodes 249 amino acids. NCBI's taxonomy places the organism in Eukaryota, Viridiplantae, Streptophyta, Magnoliopsida, Fagales, Juglandaceae.